GGGGGGGUGGGGGGGAACGGCGGCCGCGGGUGGUGCGGAGGGAGGCCUUGCGGGCGGAUCGGGCGCUUGGCGGCGGAGGUGGUGGGAGGCGGCGGGCGGGAGCGCGGGUCAGGCCGGCCCCGGCGAUGGCGGACGCAGCGGCCUCCCCGGUGGGCAAGCGGCUGCUGCUUCUGUUCGCGGACACUGCGGCCUCAGCCUCGGUCUCGGCCCCCACGGCGGCGGCGGCGGCGGCAAGCGGAGAUCCGGGGCCUGCGCUGCGCACUCGAGCCUGGCGGGCCGGCACGGUGCGGGCCAUGAGCGGGGCGGUGCCCCAGGACCUAGCGAUCUUUGUAGAAUUUGAUGGCUGUAACUGGAAGCAACACUCCUGGGUAAAAGUUCAUGCUGAAGAAGUUAUUGUGCUUUUGCUGGAAGGAUCUCUUGUAUGGGCACCCCGUGAGGACCCAGUCCUUCUCCAGGGCACUCGAGUCUCCAUUGGACAAUGGCCGGCCCUGACUUUUACUCCCCUAGUAGAUAAACUGGGUUUGGGAUCUGUGGUUCCAGUGGAAUAUCUUCUGGAUCGAGAGCUUCGGUUCCUGUCAGAUGCCAGUGGGUUGCAUCUGUUUCAGAUGGGAACAGAUAGCCAAAACCAGAUUCUUUUGGAACAUACUGCACUGAGAGAAACAGUUAAUGCUUUGAUCAGUGACCAAAAGCUACAAGAGAUAUUCAGCCGAGGUCCCUACAGUGUUCAAGGUCACAGGGUCAAAGUAUACCAGCCAGAGGGGGAAGAAGGAUGGCUCUAUGGUGUUGUGAGCCAUCAAGACUCCAUCACUCGUCUUAUGGAGGUGUCUUUAACUGAGAGUGGUGAGAUCAAGUCGGUAGAUCCCAGACUAAUCCAUGUGAUGCUGAUGGAUAAUUCAACGCCUCAAAGCGAGGGGGGUACGUUAAAAGCAGUAAAAUCUUCCAAAGGAAAGAAGAAGAGAGAAAGCAUAGAGGGGAAAGAUGGCCGGAGGAGGAAAAGUGCUUCGGACUCUGGGUGUGACCCUGCAUCAAAGAAAUUAAAAGGAGACAGGGGUGAAGUAGACAGUAAUGGGAGCGAUGGAGGUGAGGCAAGCCGAGGGCCCUGGAAAGGAGGGAAUGCCAGUGGAGACCCAGGGCUGGAUCAGAGAGCAAAGCAGCCACCGCCUACAUUUGUCCCCCAGAUUAACCGCAACAUUCGCUUUGCCACUUACACCAAAGAAAACGGCAGGACUCUGGUGGUGCAGGAUGAGCCUGUAGGUGGGGACACUCCUGCCUCUUUCACUCCGUAUGCUACGGCCACAGGUCAGACACCUUUGGCCCCAGAGUUGGGUGGAGCCGAAAACAAAGAGGCAGGAAAAACACUGGAACAAGUUGGCCAGGGCAUGGUGGCUUCGGCAGCUGUGAUCACUACUGCCAGCUCCACCCCAAACACAGUGAGGAUCUCAGACACUGGCCUUGCAGCAGGGACUGUGCUGGAAAAACAGAAAGGCAGCCGGCCGCAGGCCUCAGGAGAGAAUUCAAGAAAUUCUAUCCUGGCCUCUUCUGGAUUUGGAGCACCUCUCCCUUGUUCGUCACAACCUUUAACUUUUGGAAGUGGAAGGAGCCAGUCUAAUGGGGUUCUAGCCACAGAGAACAAAUCUUUGGGCUUCUCUUUUGGUUGUACCUCUGCACAAGAGUCUCAGAAAGACACUGAUCUCUCCAAAAACUUGUUUUUUCAAUGCAUGUCCCAAACUUUACCUACCAGUAACUACUUCACUACUGUUUCAGAGAGUUUGGCUGAUGAUUCCUCUAGUCGGGACUCAUUCAAACAAAGCCUUGAGAGCCUGAGCUCAGGCCUGUGUAAAGGCAGAUCCGUUCUUGGAGCAGACACUAAGCCAGGCUCUAAGGCUGGCAGCUCUGUGGACCGGAAAGUGCCUGCAGAGUCCAUGCCCACCCUCACUCCAGCCUUCCCACGGAGCCUCCUAAAUACCCGCACCCCCGAGAAUCAUGAAAAUCUAUUUUUACAACCCCCCAAAUUGUCCCGAGAAGAGCCUUCUAAUCCUUUCCUGGCAUUUGUGGAGAAAGUUGAACACAGCCCUUUCAGCAGCUUUGCAUCUCAGGCAUCAGGUAGCUCCUCUUCUGCUACCACUGUCACCUCCAAGGUGGCACCAAGCUGGCCCGAGUCUCACUCCUCUGCAGAUUCAGCAUCUUUAGCAAAGAAGAAACCUCUCUUCAUUACAGCUGACUCCUCCAAGCUAGUAUCUGGUGUUCUGGGCUCAGCUCUUACCACUGGGGGCCCAAGCCUCUCUGCCAUGGGGAAUGGCCGCUCCAGCUCUCCCACCAGCAGCCUCACUCAGCCCAUUGAGAUGCCAACUCUCUCCUCCAGCCCCACAGAGGAGAGGCCAACUGUGGGGCCUGGGCAGCAGGACAAUCCCCUCCUCAAAACCUUUAGUAAUGUCUUUGGCAGGCACUCAGGCGGCUUUCUGUCCUCCCCGGCAGAUUUUUCACAGGAGAACAAAGCUCCUUUUGAAGCUGUGAAAAGGUUCUCACUGGAUGAGCGAAGCUUGGCUUGCAGACAGGACUCGGACUCCAGCACCAACAGUGACCUGUCAGAUUUGAGUGACUCUGAGGAGCAGCUGCAGGCUAAGACUGGUCUGAAGGGGAUUCCAGAGCACCUGAUGGGGAAGCUGGGCCCCAAUGGGGAGCGCAGUGCUGAGCUGUUGCUGGGCAAAAGCAAAGGGAAGCAGGCCCCCAAGGGCCGGCCUCGGACCGCCCCCCUGAAAGUUGGCCAGUCAGUGCUGAAAGAUGUAAGUAAAGUGAAGAAGCUGAAGCAGUCUGGAGAGCCCUUCCUUCAGGAUGGGUCGUGCAUCAACGUGGCACCUCAUCUGCAUAAGUGUCGUGAAUGCCGCCUGGAGCGGUACCGGAAGUUUAAGGAACAGGAGCAAGAUGAUUCUACUGUAGCCUGCCGCUUCUUUCACUUCCGGAGGUUGAUCUUCACUCGAAAGGGGGUACUCCGUGUGGAGGGGUUUCUAAGCCCCCAGCAAAGUGACCCUGAUGCCAUGAACCUGUGGAUUCCCUCUUCCUCCCUAGCAGAAGGAAUAGAUCUAGAGACCUCAAAAUACAUCCUGGCCAAUGUUGGGGACCAGUUCUGUCAGCUCGUAAUGUCUGAGAAGGAGGCCAUGAUGAUGGUGGAGCCACACCAGAAAGUGGCAUGGAAGCGAGCUGUGCGAGGUGUACGGGAGAUGUGUGAUGUGUGUGAAACAACUCUCUUCAAUAUCCACUGGGUUUGUCGUAAAUGUGGAUUUGGGGUCUGUCUUGACUGUUACCGGCUCAGGAAAAGCCGGCCUCGCAGCGAGACGGAAGAGAUGGGUGAUGAAGAAGUUUUCUCCUGGUUGAAGUGUGCAAAGGGACAGUCCCACGAACCAGAGAAUCUCAUGCCCACACAAAUUAUUCCUGGCACAGCUCUUUACAAUAUUGGAGACAUGGUACAUGCUGCCCGGGGCAAAUGGGGAAUUAAAGCAAACUGCCCGUGUAUCAGUCGACAGAACAAAUCUGUGCUAAGACCUGCCGUCACCAAUGGGAUGUCACAGCUUCCUAGUAUAAACCCUAGUGCCUCUUCUGGAAACGAAACUACCUUCUCAGGCGGAGGAGGACUGGCAGCAGUAACAACUCCAGAGCCGGACCAUGUUCCCAAAGCCGACAGCACUGACAUCAGAUCUGAAGAACCUCUGAAAACAGACAGUUCAGCAUCAAAUAGCAAUAGUGAACUGAAAGCCAUCAGGCCUCCUUGCCCUGACAUGGCCCCACCUUCCUCCGCCCUGCACUGGUUGGCAGAUUUAGCAACCCAGAAAGCUAAAGAAGAAACAAAAGAAGCAGUUUCGCUCUUGUUGCCCAGGUUGGAGUACAAUGGCACGAUCUCAGCUCACCACAACCUCUGCCUACUGGGUUCAAGCAAUUCUCCUGCCUCAGCCUCCCAAGUAGCUGGAAUUACAGAAGCAGGGUCCCUGAGGUCGGUGCUCAAUAAAGAGUCUCAUUCACCCUUUGGGCUGGACUCAUUCAACUCCACUGCAAAGGUCUCUCCGUUGACUCCAAAGCUUUUUAACAGUCUGUUGCUGGGUCCCACUGCCUCCAACAAUAAAACCGAAGGCUCUAGCCUUCGAGACCUCCUUCACUCCGGGCCUGGAAAACUUCCUCAAACCCCUUUGGACACAGGCAUACCUUUCCCCCCGGUCUUCUCUACAUCCUCAGCAGGAGUGAAGAGCAAGGCCAGCCUACCCAACUUUCUUGACCACAUCAUUGCCUCAGUGGUAGAAAAUAAGAAAACCUCAGAUGCUUCAAAGCGGGCCUGCAACUUAACUGAAACCCAGAAGGAAGUGAAGGAAAUGGUGAUGGGGUUAAAUGUGCUAGAUCCCCAUACUUCUCACUCCUGGCUCUGUGAUGGGAGGCUUCUGUGUCUCCAUGAUCCCAGCAACAAAAACAAUUGGAAGAUCUUCCGGGAGUGUUGGAAGCAAGGUCAGCCAGUGCUGGUUUCGGGGGUACAUAAAAAGCUCAAGUCUGAGCUCUGGAAGCCAGAAGCCUUUAGCCAGGAAUUUGGAGACCAGGAUGUGGACUUGGUGAACUGCAGGAACUGUGCUAUAAUUUCCGACGUGAAAGUUCGGGAUUUCUGGGAUGGUUUCGAGAUCAUAUGCAAACGACUACGGUCAGAAGAUGGGCAGCCAAUGGUGCUCAAACUCAAGGACUGGCCUCCUGGGGAAGAUUUUCGAGACAUGAUGCCAACGAGGUUUGAAGAUCUGAUGGAGAACCUUCCUCUGCCAGAAUAUACCAAACGAGAUGGCAGGCUCAAUCUGGCCUCUAGGCUACCUAGCUACUUUGUAAGGCCUGAUCUGGGCCCCAAGAUGUACAACGCCUAUGGGUUGAUAACAGCAGAAGAUAGAAGAGUUGGUACAACAAAUCUACACUUAGAUGUGUCUGAUGCGGUUAAUGUGAUGGUGUAUGUUGGGAUUCCCAUCGGGGAGGGUGCUCAUGAUGAAGAGGUACUCAAGACAAUUGAUGAGGGAGAUGCUGAUGAGGUGACAAAGCAGAGGAUUCAUGAUGGAAAAGAGAAGCCAGGUGCUUUAUGGCACAUCUAUGCAGCCAAGGAUGCAGAGAAGAUCCGGGAGCUGCUUAGAAAGGUUGGAGAAGAACAAGGCCAAGAGAACCCCCCUGAUCAUGACCCAAUUCAUGACCAAAGUUGGUACCUGGACCAGACCCUCCGUAAGAGACUCUAUGAAGAGUAUGGCGUGCAAGGCUGGGCUAUCGUGCAGUUCCUAGGUGAUGCUGUUUUCAUACCUGCUGGAGCCCCACACCAGGUUCACAAUCUAUACAGUUGCAUAAAAGUAGCAGAAGACUUUGUAUCUCCAGAACAUGUAAAGCACUGUUUCCGCCUGACUCAGGAAUUCAGGCAUCUCUCUAACACUCAUACAAAUCAUGAGGAUAAACUGCAGGUGAAGAACAUCAUUUACCAUGCAGUGAAAGAUGCAGUUGGCACCCUCAAGGCUCAUGAAUCCAAACUUGCAAGGUCCUAGGCAUGGAGAAACUCCAAACUUCCCUGUGAAGCAGGUCUUUCACUCACAACACUUACAGGGAACGGCAGGGCUCUUUGCUGGAGCAGAAGCCCUUCACCCGGAGCCAGUGUGGUCAGUAUUCCAAACUCUCCAGCCACUCUCUUCUAUGCUGCCUCAACACCGAAGGUUGACACAGGAAAGUCGUACUGUUCACACAUACAGUUUCAGACUCCAAGCCAAGAGUGCCACAUCCCCAUCCUGUGGGCUUUUGGGAAUCCAAAUUGCCUGAACACGGCGGGGCUUUCCUGCACAUUCUCCUGAUUUGAGAUUCAUGGGCACACCUUUCUUUUCUUUUCUUCUUGUGCCUAGUUAAAUGGGAAUGUGUUUGGAGGUCAGGGAAAUCACAUAACUGGUACAAGUAGGGGGUAAUUGCUUAAACAUGCCUGGUGGAAGCCUGAUAGCGUCUCUGCACAUGACCUCUGACGAGGCCCAUCCCAGGAGACGGGGUGAAGCCAUUCCCCACACUCUCCUGUGAACACUGGAGCCUUGCAGGGCCCAGGGAGAACCCACUGCUUUUCCCAGGAGGCUCCAGGAUUAGGAAAUGUGUGUAUUUAGUGAAAAAUAGGUUUGUAGUGAAAUAGUUACUAUUUCAUGAAAGUAGAUAUUUUUAGAAUUUUUGAAAUACCACAGUUGUUUUCCUGGAUUAUGAGGAAAGGCACAUUACAUUUAGUCUUCCUUUCGAUAUAAAACUCUUUGAAGAAAUAUGAUUUUUAGAAAUCAUCUACCCAUUAUAGCACAAAAUCAGCCAAAGCAGAAUUUCUUAAAAUUGGCUUUUUUUAGGAUUCUUUUAGUUUCUCCCCCUCCCAUCUUAGUCUUACCUUGGGGAACUGUCAUAUGAGAAGGAACUUUGUCACCUCUGAGCUGUGGUGUGUUCCCUGGGGAUUCCUCACAUUUCCAAAUGGGAAGGACAGUUGAUUUCCAACAUGAGGUUUUUUUUUUUGUCCAGAAAUAUUUUCAGCAAAACUUUCCAACUGAGUGGAGUCUGAUUAAGGAUUUAUUUGAAAAUGAUGGAAUUCAUUGACCCAUAGGUACAUUGGAAAAUGUAUCUCUCUCCAGCUGUACUGUAGUGCCCUGCAGGCUGUUUAUAUGUUCACAGUUACUUUUUUUUUUUUUUUUUAAUAAAAGUCAUUUACUGUAGAAUACUUUUAAUUUCACUUUCUGUAUUUUAAUUUUGUUGAAGGGCUGAUUGGGAUUUCCAUGUUCUUAUUAAAAAUCUAACAAAUC
Messenger RNA from Callithrix jacchus (white-tufted-ear marmoset), 6803 nucleotides. RefSeq names its product lysine demethylase 3B (gene KDM3B). The record is from RefSeq and is a predicted model, not a curated record. Gene Ontology annotation, biological process: regulation of transcription by RNA polymerase II. Gene Ontology annotation, cellular component: chromatin; histone deacetylase complex. NCBI's taxonomy places the organism in Eukaryota, Metazoa, Chordata, Mammalia, Primates, Cebidae. Gene Ontology annotation, molecular function: chromatin DNA binding; histone H3K9 demethylase activity; transcription coregulator activity.